Molecule: messenger RNA, 2966 nt
Organism: Manihot esculenta (cassava)
Lineage: Eukaryota; Viridiplantae; Streptophyta; Magnoliopsida; Malpighiales; Euphorbiaceae
Exons: 2
Coding region: 470-2584 (704 amino acids)
Source: RefSeq, a predicted model, not a curated record
UCAUAUUUGUUUAUUUAUUAUUUUUUUUCCUGAUUCCUGAUCGGCGAUCGACAGAAGCCUCCUAAAUCCGUGCUGUCGAUUCGCUUAAAUUCCCACCCGCAAUGACCCACAAGCCUACCCAUGACCCAUUACAUUAAUCAUCCUCUUAAAAAACCCUAAAUCAAUAAUAAUUUUUGUACUAUCGCCACUUUUUUAUCGUCUAUAAAAUAAGCAGCAAAAAAAAUUAGUUUGUGUUUGUGAGACUUCACAGUACACUGAGAUUCACGAAAUCAGGUCACUAUCUUGAUUUUCUCAAGCUCCCUAGUACACGUGGCGAUCUGAGUCUAGCUCCACUUCUUAUUUCACUGUUCAAAUCUAAGUGAGAAAAUGUGGUUAUGCAUGAGAAUUGGUUUUCUUAUGCCAUUAUGUAUGCUUAGCUGGUCAUAGCUUUUGCAUCAAGAUUUUGGCUUUGAGUGGCUCGAAUUUCUACAUGGAAGCCAGUGUAGAGGAGGCCCUUAGGGCAAAAGAGAUGGCUGAGAAGCGAUUCGCUGAAAAAGAUUUUGCUGGUGCAAAGAAUUAUGCUUUAAAAGCAAAAACUCUGUGUCCUGGACUGGAGGGCAUAUCUCAGAUGGUGGCCACUUUUGAAGUUUAUAUUGCAUCUGAGGUCAAUUGCAAUGGUGAAAUUGAUUUGUACUCCGUUCUUGGAUUGAAGCCUUCUGCAGACAGAAAUGCAGUGAAAAAACAGUAUAAGAAGAUGGCUGUGUUGCUUCACCCUGAUAAGAAUAAAACUGUGGGAGCAGAUGGGGCAUUUAAACUUGUAUCUGAAGCAUGGACUGUGUUGUCAGAUAAUCUUAAGAGGAGCUCUUAUGAUCUCAAGAGAACCAAACUGAUGGCAUCUAGUGUUGCGCAGACAAACUUCUCCUCGGUUCAUACUGCUGGGGUCACAGGAUAUAACAAAUUUUCCAAUUCUUCAAGUACUCAUGGGCUUGAUACCUUUUGGACUGUUUGUACUUCUUGUAAAGUUCAGUAUGAGUAUCUUCGGAAGUAUGUGAAUAAGAGACUUUCAUGUAAGAACUGUCGAGGUACUUUCAUUGCUGUGGAAACUGGGACAGGUCCAGUAAAUGGUUCUUUUCCUUACUGUCCUUGGUCAUGUGUUCCUGGUAGUGGAUAUGGAAGUCAUGGAUAUGAUGGAGUUACAUAUGUCCCGAACACUGCUACUGUAUUUGCAGGCAAUGGGGUUUCAGGAUUACACAGUGGACAUGGAUAUGAGUAUGUUUCAAAUGUGUCAUUUCAGUGGAGCUCAUUAUCUGGAACUUCUGCUGGAGUUGUGGGUCACAAUGUAUCAUCUGCUGUAUCAACUGAUGCUGUUUAUCAGGUAAAUGGAAAUGGUACUGGUGCAAGAGCUAAUUUGAGAUCAGCAGCCAACGGAAAGCAUUCAAUUAAAACUUCCAUUAGUAACAUGAAUUCAAAUGUCCCUGCUAGCUACAAUGAAUAUUCAGGUGCCAAGGCUGGUAGACCUGAUAAGAGAAGGAAGGUUGUUGUUGGAGCCAACCUUAGGAAUGAAUAUGAAGAGAAGGGAUCGAACUCUGCUCCUCAAGCGGGAUUGGCUAAUGGAUAUGCCAGCGUUGAGCAGGGCCCCAAGCUUUCCAAUCCAAAUGAACUCCCAGCAAGGCGCAUCUCAAUUGCUCCUGCUUUUGAUGCUAGGAAGCUGUUGAUUGACAAGGCAAGGACUGAUAUUCGUAAGAAACUAGAAGAGAUAAGGUCUGUUGCUGCAGCUGCAGCUGUGGCAUUGAAAGAGAAAGCACAGGAUCAAUCCAGAGAGGCAGCAGUUGCUCCUAAAUGUGAUAAUUCAGAUGUUUCUGGCCAUCAAACAAAGCCAAUUAAAACUGGACCAAUGUCAAUUACAGUUCCUGAUCCUGAUUUCCAUGAUUUUGACAAAGAUAGAUCAGAGGAAUGCUUCAAGCCAAAGCAAAUAUGGGCUUUAUACGAUGAGGAUGAUGGGAUGCCUCGUUUGUAUUGUUUGAUCCGCCAGGUUGUCUCAGUUAAACCCUUCAAGAUUCUCAUCACUUACUUGAACUCUAAGACUGAUAGUGAAUUUGGUCAAGUGAAUUGGAUAUAUUCUGGAUUCACGAAAUCUUGUGGACACUUCAGAGCAUGGAAUACUGAUAUUGUCGAUCAAGUGAACGUCUUUUCUCAUCUUUUGAAGGGAGAGAAAGCUGGCAGGGGUGGUUGUGUGCGGAUAUACCCCAAGAGUGGAGAUAUUUGGGCUAUUUAUCGAAACUGGUCACCCGAUUGGAACAGAGCAACCCCAGAUCAUUUAAGGCAUCAAUAUGAGAUGGUUGAGGUUCUUGAUGAUUAUUCUGAAGAGCUUGGAGUCUGUGUCACUCCCCUCAUCAAAUUGGAAGGUUUCAAGACAGUUUACCUGAGGAACACAAACAAGGAUGCUAUUAGAUGGAUUCCAAGGAGAGAGAUGUUACGCUUUUCGCACCAAGUGCCCUCUUGGGCACUUGAAGGAGAAGGAAGGAAUUUGCCAGGUAAGUGUUGGGAUCUAGACCCAGCGGCAACUCCAGACGAGCUGCUUCAUGCUGCAGAAGCCAAGGCUUAACUAAACAUGGUCAGGCAGGAAAGCAUGAUUGUUUGGAGUUGCAAUUUAUCAAUUUUAUAGAAAACUUUUCAGGUUGACUGUACAAUAUUUCACCCUUGGUUGAAGACCAAUGCAACGGCAACUGCAUAUGAUUUUAGAUAAUUUGAUGUUUACUGAGGAAAGUUGUCUGGAAUUGUGAGUCCAUUGACUGCUUGUUGACAGAAUUUACUUCUGUUCAAUGAGGCUGUUGCAACAUUUAUUGAGUAGUUACAACUGACAGCCAACUCGAUAGAAAAUGUAUUCUUUUCAUGUUGGGUUAGUAUUCAAUGCCAAGGAAUCGCAAGGCUCAGUGCAAUUCAAUUGCUUGCCUCCUGAGUCCUGAGAUUAUGGUUAUUUCUCCUAA